This is a messenger RNA of Zygosaccharomyces rouxii, 552 nucleotides long. RefSeq names its product mitochondrial 54S ribosomal protein bL12m (gene MNP1). Gene Ontology annotation, molecular function: structural constituent of ribosome. The transcript has a single exon. Gene Ontology annotation, cellular component: ribosome. NCBI's taxonomy places the organism in Eukaryota, Fungi, Ascomycota, Saccharomycetes, Saccharomycetales, Saccharomycetaceae. The record is from RefSeq and is a predicted model, not a curated record. The coding region runs from base 1 to 552 and encodes 183 amino acids. Gene Ontology annotation, biological process: translation.
AUGCUUCGUAUUAUUACCAAGAGAUCGCCAAUCGUUGCCUCCAGAUGUGGUAGGUUGACUACAACACCUUUCCUACAACAGCUGAACUGUCGUUACCAAUCUACUGAAGCAAGCGAAUCGAAACCAUCAGAACCUGUAGAUCCAAAAAUCUCUAACAUCGUUAAUGAAAUCUCCAAAUUGACUCUACUAGAAACUUCUGUUUUGAUCAAUGAAUUAAAGACACAAUUAAAUAUUCCUGAUAUUGCAUUACCUGCUGCCGGUGCUGUGGCUGCACCAGCUGGUGGUGCUGCUAGUGGUGCUGCUGAAGAAGAAGCACAAGAGGAGAAACCAGAGGAGAAGACGAUCUUUGCCCUAAAAUUGGAAUCAUUCGACGCAAAGGCCAAACCAAAGAUCAUUAAAGAAAUCAAGACUAUGCUAGGUUUAUCAUUAGUGGAAGCCAAGAAAUUUGCUGAAGCCGCUCCAAAGGUUCUUAAAGAUAAUGUGGCAAAGGAUGAUGCUGAAAAGAUUAAGUCAUCUCUAGAAGCAUUAGGUGCUAAAGUUUCUCUUGAAUAA